AUGUCAGCGAGGGUAUCUCAAAGAAGAGACUUUAAUAUUGUCGUCUUAGGGGCUGGUGGCGUGGGCAAGAGCUGCCUUACUGCUCAAUUCGUCCAAAAUAUAUGGAUUGAGGCAUACGAUCCUACAAUUGAGGAUUCGUACCGGAAGCAAAUCGAUGUUGAUGGGCGACAAUGUAUGCUGGAGAUUCUUGAUACGGCUGGUACAGAGCAAUUCACUGCUAUGAGAGAACUAUAUAUGAAGACAGGCCAAGGCUUUCUUCUUGUGUUCUCGAUAACCAGUCAAAGCAGUCUCUACGAAUUACAAGAGCUCCGAGAGCAGAUUAUCCGGAUCAAAGACGACGACAAUGUUCCAAUCGUCAUUGUAGGCAACAAAUCGGAUCUCGAAGAAGACCGAGUGGUAAGCAGGUCUAAAGCAUUCGCUGUUUCGCAAAGUUGGGGAAAUGCGCCCUAUUAUGAAACAUCUGCGCGACGCCGAGCAAAUGUGGACGAGGUCUUUAUAGAUCUUUGCAGGCAGAUAAUCCGAAAAGACAAUUCAGGAUAUACGCCGCAUAGAUAUGAGGAGCCCGCUGUUGGGAUCGGUGAACGAAGAAAAACCGGCGCUCGACGGACUAGGAAGCGGAAAAAGGACUCUGGAGGAUGUACGAUCUUAUGA
Molecule: messenger RNA, 651 nt
Organism: Lachnellula hyalina
Lineage: Eukaryota; Fungi; Ascomycota; Leotiomycetes; Helotiales; Lachnaceae
Gene: rap1b
Product: Ras-related protein
Exons: 9
Coding region: 1-651 (216 amino acids)
Biological process (GO): signal transduction
Cellular component (GO): plasma membrane
Molecular function (GO): GDP binding; GTPase activity; GTP binding
Source: RefSeq, a predicted model, not a curated record